AUGUACAGGGACUUGGUCAAACUUUUGGGAGCUGCCACUGCGGGUAUCCAUUCCAUGAUGGACGAGCAUUUUGGCAUAAGUGUUGUGGAAUUUAUGGCUGCUGGUGCAAUUCCAAUAGCCCACAACUCAGCUGGUCCGAAGAUGGACAUUGUGCUGGAAGAAGAGGGACAACAAACAGGAUAUCUUGCACAAUCCGAGAAUGAGUGUGCAGAAGCUAUUCCCGUAGUUUUGAGAAUGCCAGAGACUGACCGGCUUAAGAUUGCAGCUGCUGCAGGAAGCGAGCAGGCCGAUUUUCAAAGCAGAAAUUUUAUGAGGAUUUUAAGGCCUCAGUUCGACAGUAGACCCCAGUCCCCAAACAUAACAGCAAACAAGAAUGGAAAAGUGACUACAGUAUAAACUGCGGGAUUGGCUUCCUGAUAUCUAGAAACACUGUAAAAUAAGUGUGCAUUUAGUAUUCGAACCAUCAAACAGAAAGAAAAAACAAGAAACCUAAGUCACUAUUUGGUGUUUGAAUCACUCUUUCCAACAUAAGUUUUUUAAAUAUGUUUAGCCAAACAAACAGCAUUCAAUCAUGCAUAAGCAUUUAAGGUUGAUAGUGAAGAAUAAGGAAGCAAAAAAGAGCGUCUAAGUCUUGUACUUUGAUUUGAGAAUCGAAACUCAUACACUAUCACAUUUUGGCAGCAGAUAACUUAUAAGAAACAUAUUGACUGAUAAAUCAUAGCAUCAAGUUGGAGCUUAGCAAUUCCGUGACUAAUAUAUCACAUCAAUGUUGUUGGUGUUCAAAUUUAAUUUCAGGGUUUAUAUUUAGUAGGGGUGAAGCAGUAGCAAGGUAAUACAAAAGCAGCAGCAGCAAGGUAAUA
Molecule: messenger RNA, 860 nt
Organism: Beta vulgaris subsp. vulgaris (sugar beet)
Lineage: Eukaryota; Viridiplantae; Streptophyta; Magnoliopsida; Caryophyllales; Amaranthaceae
Product: GDP-Man:Man(3)GlcNAc(2)-PP-Dol alpha-1,2-mannosyltransferase-like
Exons: 2
Coding region: 1-396 (131 amino acids)
Biological process (GO): protein N-linked glycosylation
Cellular component (GO): endoplasmic reticulum membrane
Molecular function (GO): GDP-Man:Man(3)GlcNAc(2)-PP-Dol alpha-1,2-mannosyltransferase activity
Source: RefSeq, a predicted model, not a curated record